Sinocyclocheilus anshuiensis is the source of this 3679-nucleotide messenger RNA. Its product is annotated as regulator of telomere elongation helicase 1-like. Gene Ontology annotation, biological process: telomeric loop disassembly; negative regulation of DNA recombination; regulation of double-strand break repair via homologous recombination. NCBI's taxonomy places the organism in Eukaryota, Metazoa, Chordata, Actinopteri, Cypriniformes, Cyprinidae. Gene Ontology annotation, molecular function: ATP binding; hydrolase activity, acting on acid anhydrides, in phosphorus-containing anhydrides; DNA binding. Gene Ontology annotation, cellular component: nucleus. The transcript has 32 exons. Bases 233 to 3589 code for a protein of 1118 amino acids. The record is from RefSeq and is a predicted model, not a curated record.
AGAAGAAGAAAAACAAAUGGCGCGCUGCUGGAGUUGUAGGAGUUGUCACUUUGUUUAGAUGUCACUUGAGUGCAUUUCAUGUUGUUGUCUAUGGUUCCACCGAAGCACAGCCGAUCAGAAUGAGCUAUUUCUUCGAGCUUUGUUAAGGGAUUGAGGUUAGAGUUAAGAGUGGGUGCAUUUUAUAGUGCUUUGGUGCAGCUCUUUACAUGUGAUCAGUGUGUUUUGGGGGGAAAUGCCUCUUAUUAAGCUCAGAGGAGUCACUGUGGACUUUCCCUUCACUCCAUACCCGUGCCAGGAGGACUACAUGCGCAAAGUCAUCGAGUGCCUGCAGAAUGUAAGAACAUACAAGUUAAAAAAGUUUAACCCCUGUGCCGAGUAUGGUGCGGAGCUGUUCCCCGACAGACCGAUGUCAUCAUGGGGAACAGCAGCCACCGACGGAGACACUCCAACUUAUUACACGGACAUCCCUAAGAUCAUAUAUGCAUCCAGGACCCAUUCGCAGCUAACACAAGUCAUUAAUGAGCUGAAGAACACAUCAUACAGGCCAAAGAUUUGUGUUUUAGGGUCUAGAGAACAGCUCUGCAUAAACCAGGAAGUGAUGCGUCAUGAAAGUAACCACAUUAAGGUUCACAUGUGCAGAGCAAAAGUGUCGUCCCGCUCUUGUCUCUUUUACAACAAUGUUGAUGAGAAAAGCACUGACAAAGAAAUCAUGAAUUCUAUCCUGGAUGUGGAGGAUCUUGUAAAAACUGGCAAAAAGCAAAGAGUUUGUCCAUACUACCUGUCACGCACACUUAAACAACACGCUGACGUCAUCUUCAUGCCAUACAACUACCUGCUUGACCCGAAGAGUCGAAGAGCACACAACAUAGAGCUUAAAGGAGCUGUGGUUAUUUUUGAUGAGGCUCAUAAUGUUGAGAAGAUGUGUGAAGAGUCCACCUCAUUUGACCUCACCCCUUACGACCUGAUUUCUGCCAUUGAGGCCGCGGAUCGACUGCUGCGGGAACAAGCCUCAGACAUCAGCAAAGCAGAUUCUACUGAAGAUUUUAAUGUUGAAUCGCUGAACUCUGGAUUGAAACUGGAUAUUACCACAAUUGCAAAAAUAAAACAAAUUUUGAUGGAUCUGGAAUCAUCCAUUAAUGGUUUUGAGAUGCCCGGAAAUAAUCAAGGAAUCACCAAACCCGGCAGCUUCAUAUAUGAGCUUUUCCAAACAGCUCAUGUGAACUUUGAUACCAAAACAGCUGUGGUGGAAGCCAUGGAGCAGAUCACAGGAUAUUUAGCAGGGAGACCUGGUGUCUUUCUGAACACUAGUGGACUACAGAAAGUGGCAGAUAUAAUUCAGUUGGUGUUUGGGGCUGAACCUACAGAGGGCAGCAAGAAAUCACAGACGGGAAACAGCAUGAAGGAGUUUAAGGUCCACAUUCAUCCAGACACCAGCAACUUCAAGAAGAAACAGAUGACUGAUGUUUGGGCUUCUUCCUCUACCAAGAAACAAGGGAAUGUGCUGAGUUACUGGUGUUUUUCCCCGGGGUUCAGCAUGCAGGAGUUGCUCAGACAGGAAGUACGCAGCAUCAUUCUGACCAGUGGAACUCUCUCGCCGCUCUCGUCCUUUACCUGUGAAAUGCAAAUUCCUUUCCCUGUAUCCUUGGAGAAUCCUCACGUCAUCCAGCGGGAUCAGAUCUUUGUCAGUAUCAUUGAAAAAGGUCCGGACGGUGUGCAGUUGAGCACUGCCUUUGACAGGAGGUUUGUUCCUGAAAACAUGUCGUCCAUGGGAAACACUCUGGUCAAUCUGGUGCGGGUGGUGCCUCAUGGACUGCUGGUGUUCUUCCCCUCGUAUCCAGUGAUGGACAAGACUCUGGAGUUCUGGAGGGCUAAUGGACAUGCCGAUCGCAUUGAGCAUGUGAAGCCCAUGUUUGUAGAACCGAGGGGUAAAAGCACUUUUACAGAGGUGAUUGAUGGUUAUUAUGACAAGGUGAACGACCCAAACUCCAGCGGAGGCAGCUUCUUCGCCGUAUGUAGAGGAAAGGCAAGUGAGGGGUUAGAUUUUGCUGACACGUACGGUCGAGGGGUUGUGAUCACUGGACUUCCCUUCCCCCCCAGGAUGGACCCCAGAGUGGUGCUUAAAAUGCAGUAUCUGGACGAGAUGUGCAGGAAAAAAAUUAGUGGAGUCAAGUAUCUCUCUGGGCAGGAGUGGUACAGACAGCAGGCCUCUCGAGCUGUCAAUCAAGCCAUUGGCAGAGUGAUCCGUCACAGAGAAGACUACGGAGCCAUCUUCCUCUGUGAUCACAGGUUCAAAGGCACCGAAGCCCGUAUUCAGCUUCCUUUAUGGGUGAGGCCAUACGUUAAGAUUUACGAUAGCUUCGGUACCAUGGUCCGUGAUGUGGCUCAUUUCUUUCGGACGGUGCAAAAAACUAGACCAGCUCCUGUUAGGAAAAGAAAACAGGCCUGUAAAAGUCAGGCAGACACCGGGCCGCUUAACACAGGCUCCAGCUGUCCUGCUAAGAGUGUCUGGCUCAGUGACACCUCUCAAAAAGCCAAAACACUGGACUCGCACGUCCCCAGCCUAAAGAGGAGAAGAUUAGAGUCAGAAGAGCAUUCUGGACGGGAUGGAGCGGCCAGACUUUGCAUUCAGUAUGAGAUGGAGAUGACAAGUAAAAGGAAACCAGUCAGCCUGCUGGACGCCCUGGAUGACACAAAUAAAUGUACUUUUUGUCUUUUGCUGGCUGUGCUUCAGAAAACAGUGGCUUCCUCUACUGCAAAAACAGGCAAAGCUUUCAUGAUGGAGCUGAGACGAUGCCUGAGUCAUGAGAACUUCAAGCUCAUCAUGGAGGCACUGCAGUCCUACAAGACAACGGAUGACCUGAGUAACCUUCUGGCUAAUGUGGUUGAACCGCUCAUACAAGACCACAACACACACUGUCUGCUCAGAGGUCUUUAUCAGUUCAUCCGACCACACCAUAAAAAAGAGUUCGAUGAGCGUUGUUUGGAGUUAACAGGUGAAGGGUGUGGCUAUAAACAAGAGCAUUCGCUAUCCAGGGAGGAGCGAGAGGCUCUCAGGCAGAACACGGCGAAAGCUGAGAUGUCGCCUGUGAAUCCACCCAGUGAGCAGCUGAAUUCAUAUCAACAGUUGAACCAAGGUGGUUCUCACCUGGGAACUGCAGAACUUAACGGAGGGGAUGGGAAAAAUGGAGUGAAUGUGAUACGUGAAGUCCAGAAGCCACAGACAUCCAUCAAAGAAGGUCUGUCGUGCUCCUCUCUGCUGUCAGACAUUAAACAGGCCAUCGGUGCAGAAAAAAACCGUCAGAUGUUUUUGGCCUUGCAGGCCUAUAAAACGUCAAACAAUUACGAACAGAUGGUGUCAACUGUUGUGAGUUUAUUGACUGAAAGAGAUGAAGACAUCGCUCUACUGGAACGGUUGUCUGUGCUCAUUCAACCACAGCACAGGAAGCAGUUUGGUGAGCUGUUAAAAUCCUUGACUGGAAAUGAUUGUGUCGCAAACCAGGAUUCAGACGUGGGAUCAAGUCAACCAAAUCAAGCAUCUCCAUUUUCUGCAGGAAAGACUCAAAGCAAGAUAUCAUCCUUCUUUUCAUGAAUGCUGCUAAGAUAUUGAUCUUCAUUUUUUUUUUGCAUAUACCAUGAAUGAGGAGAUUGAUGCAGGAGAAUGUUAAAAAUAAAUAUUGCA